GAAAACUUGCCCGAGGCAUCUCAGCAGAGAGCUGUGCCGUGUCGAACGUCUUCUCGCAUAUUUCGAGCAACGUCUGCAGCGUCAGCGUCAUGAACGCCGUUCUCUCAGCCGCCCUCUUGCUCGUGGCAUCGUUGUGCCUCGUGCAUGCUGGCUACCCAGCCCUGCUGCCGUACGGCUACGGCUACGGCGCAGCGCACGCCCUGGUAGUGCCCAAGGUGGUGGCGCCCGUGUACACGCCCGUAGUGGCCAAGGUGCCCACGGCCGUCAGCUACUCCUACUUCCACGCGGUCCACCCGCCGCCGGUGAUCAAGCUCCACGCAGCGCCGGCCCUGGUGAAGCUGCCGUACGCGCCGUACUACCACUGAGGGAACUGCACGGCCUCCACUACCUUCCAACGCAAAAGCGGCCGCAAGCAUAUCAGUUUCCGUGACCUUACUCCCGACGGUGCUCGGAGCUCGGCAACUGGACUAGGCUGCGUACCUACCGCCUCGGUCAACGGGCGCGAUGGGAAGUCCACACACCUCCACGGCUGACCAAUCUGCAGCACGCCAGCGAUGUACAAAGCCGCCUGAAUAAAGGCCGUAUUAUUUGAAA
Molecule: messenger RNA, 594 nt
Organism: Dermacentor andersoni
Lineage: Eukaryota; Metazoa; Arthropoda; Arachnida; Ixodida; Ixodidae
Source: RefSeq, a predicted model, not a curated record